Molecule: messenger RNA, 729 nt
Organism: Magallana angulata
Lineage: Eukaryota; Metazoa; Mollusca; Bivalvia; Ostreida; Ostreidae
Exons: 5
Coding region: 1-729 (242 amino acids)
Source: RefSeq, a predicted model, not a curated record
AUGGGGGAGGAGUUGGAAAUGGAAGGCUUGCCAAGAAGGCAAAACAGUAAAAAGUAUAAAAUGCUUGAAAAGAGAAUGAGGAAGCGGUCUCCCCCUUUCAGUCCCCAAAAUAUUGAGGAUCAGUCUAGGUUUUUUGAAAUUUUAACAUCUAGAGUCCUAGCGGAUGUUGAUCAAAUGAAUUUUAUCGGUAACUUCUUCCAGGUUGAAUUAACGAAGAAAGAAGAAAACCGAGAGCGCUUUCCAACUCUACGAAUAUUAUAUUCCACCCUUCCCUCUCCAAACUACCAUUCGACAUUAAGUACAAUUGGCAAAGAAAAUGAGUCAUUAAAAAGACCCCUAGGUCCUACACCAGAGAGCCAGGGUAACUGCGACACCUUUGCACCAGUUGUCAGCUACUCGUCGGCACUCUACUCAAAAUUCAGUGCUCUCGCGCCAGUUACAUGUACCAGUAACUCGGAUAAUGAUAAGGGUCGAUUUAGUCAGGCGGAAGACUCCAUACUGACAACUUUGAGGCGAACAAAUCCAGACAAUAUGUGUAAAUUGGAGAAAAGGAUGAAGGAACAGAGCAAACAAAAUGUCUUAGAAAAAGUCGAAGUCUUAAAAGCCCUCCUGGCCAGAUGGACCUUGGAUUGCGAGCAAAUUAAAAUCAUCUUAAACUUUAUAGAAGAUAAGUUGUCUAAAGGAGAUAGCGGUACCUCGGCUAAAAGGGUCAAGUUUACAACGCUCUAG